CUGUAGGAGUUACAUGUGAUCCCUUUCGAACAGGUGAAUGCCUAGAUACUUUCUCGAAAUGUGUGUCAGCUGAUGUUGGAUAUAAGUGCCUUUGCAAUGUUGGAUAUUAUGAUUUAAGUGGAACAUGCACAAAACAGGUGGAGUUGGAAGAUGUAUGUACUGCUAAUAGACCUGAGAAUCAGUGUGAGGAUGAGAAUGCCGAAUGUAAAGAAAGUAAUGGUCUGAAGUGUUUAUGUAAAGAUUCAUUUUACAAAGACAAAGAUGGAGUAUGUACAAAAAAGGUAACUCUGAAUGCCACUUGUAGUGCCGGUCAGCCAUCAGAUCAAUGUUCAGAUUCGAAGGCAGAAUGUACUUCAUCUUUGAAAUGUUAUUGUCAAAGUGGAUAUUUUGAAAACAGUGGAAAUGUUUGUACUGAAAAGGUUGUAUUGAAUGCUGUCUGUAACACAGGACAGUCAAACUACCAGUGUGAAGAUGUUAAUUCUGAAUGCAAAAUGGAAACUGGAACAUCAGAUACUAAAUGUCUGUGUAAAAAUGAUUUUUAUGCCAACACGACAAAUGUUUGUGUAACAAAAAGUGCACUUGGAGAGGUCUGUAGUAAUGGCCAGCCAGUUAACCAAUGUUCUGUAGCAGAUUCAGAAUGUAUAGUAGAAGCAGAAAACAGUUUAGUGUACAAAUGCUUUUGUAAGGCAACCUUUUACAGAGAUGUUCAGACAUGCAAAGAUUUGACUGGGCUGCAAGUACAAAAUUUAGAAGUUCCAAGGGACACAACUGGAGAGGUUUACUUUAAGAUCACAUGGACUAUACCUAAUACUGUUGCCUUCAUUAACAAAUAUCAAAUUAAAAUAACUGUAAACAGUGGAACUGCAGAAAAUCUUAUUAAUAUUGAUAAGACUGAGAAUCAGUAUAAUAUGACCAACAGACAGCCAGGUCAUACUUAUAUAGUUGAGGUCAUAUCGGUAGAGACUGCUAGUCGACCUGGGGCUCAGACUACUAGUGUUGUCCUACAAGCUGGUACAAGACCUGCAGUGCCAAGUGCAAUUAUAACUAAUGUUAUUUUGGGACCAUCAAUAACUGUUUCCUGGACUGUUGUUGGUAUCAUACAGCAUCUAAGUGGUACUAUUAAUGGUACAUCGGUGACACCUAAAACAUUUAACAUUACAAACAUCCCCCCAUCACAGACUCCACAACAGCAGUUUAAUACCGUGAAGAAUGGUGAGAGAUAUGUUAUAACAGUGAAAGCUUAUAGUAAUGGAUUUACCAGUGCAGAAUUUACAGCAACCAUCAGGACAACAUCCACACGACCAAAUCCUCCUGUCAUUAAUACUUGUGACAACCAGGAUCUAUAUGAAAACAGCAUGAAUUUAAGAUGGAAAGAACCACAAAUACCAAAUGGUGAUAUUUCACAUUAUAUUAUAUAUAUGAGUUAUGCAGCUACAAGAACAAUUAUUACAGAUUCAAGUACAGAGGUUCAAACAAUUGAGAAUUUAUUGCCACAACAAUACUAUUGCUUUCAGAUGGAGACUAUCAAUGAUGCUGUUUCACCUCAAAGUAAUAAAAGUCAACAAUCUCCACAGAAGUGCUGUUUAACACGGGCUGGAGUUGCUGAAUUUCCACAGAAUGUCACUUUCACUGAAGUUAAAAGUAGAAGUAUAAAACUAUCAUGGAUGACACCAGUCGACGUUAAGGGAGUUUUAUAUGGAUACCGUGUCAGCUUAAGGGUAGAAGGUGAAUGCAAAGUGGAAGUAGUUUAUCAGUGCACAGAUUGUGAUGGAGCACAAACUAUUCCGCAAAAAAGCUGUGAAGUCCAUAAGAAGCUGGAUAUUAAUGCUGUUGAUGCAAACUCAAAGGUUAUUACAACGAUUGAUGGUCUUUCUCCAUAUAUCAAUUAUGAAGUGUGGAUUGCAGCAGUGAAUGGAAAGGGUGAUGGGAAAAAAAAUGAAACCUUUGUAAUGACAGACUCUGAAGUGCCUGAAAUACCUGGGAAUGUAGUAACUACAGUGCGAGGUUCGACAAUCAUACGAGUUAGUUGGACCAAACCUACAAUUAAACCUGGCAACACAACUUAUAUAGUAAAGGCCUAUGAGGUUUUAGAAGGAAAAGACACGCCUGUGAAAGAAAUGACAGUGAAUGGAUAUGAUACUGAAACUGUUGAUUUCACUGGAUUAGAGGAGUACUGGGACUAUAAAUUCACAGUAACAGCAAGUACCGUUAAAGGUGUCGCUACAUCUCCCAUGACUGCAGUUGCUAAGACCAACCAAGCUGCACCUGGUCUGGUUCAAAAUUUGAAUGCCUCUAGACCACAGGAUGCCAACAAUUAUACACAGAUGGAUGUGAAAUGGAAUAUUCCAACACUACGGGAAAGAAAUGGCGAUAUUAAAGAAUACAUUUUGAUGCAUAAUAUUUCUGGGGUAAUGACAGCAGUAACCCCUAGAACUAAUGCUGAUUCAGACAACUUGAUGGAAACUUUGUCUGUAGCUACCGAGCAAUGGUACAAAAUAGAGGUGACAGCAGUAAAUACAAUUCCACAAGAGGGACAGCCAAGACGUAUUAUGUAUUAUGCAGAGCCUGGGCCUCCACUCCCACCAACAUUUAGUCCAGUAACUACUGAAGUUAGUAAAGCAGUGAGCACACAGAGGACUAUUAGUGUUGAAUUGAACGGAGACUGGUUUUUCUAUAACAAGGACAAUGGUGUUUUCACUGACUGGGGAGUGAUUGUUUGUACUGGGGAUAAAUGUGAUAACUACGGUGCUGGAACAGGAACUAAAGCUGGAAAUCCAUUUGGACUUGGGACAUUCAAAACAUGGAAAGAAGCUCAGAAAACAGGGUUUGUAGAACCUUACAGAGCUACUAACAACACAUGGAUUUAUGAUAAAUACAAAACUGCUGUAGGACGCCGUAAGAGAAGUAGUCAUGAGGUAGAAUUUAUGCUUGGAGAAGAUAAUGAUUGUUCAAAACGAGAGGAUACAGUCUACUGUAAUGGACCUUUAGCCCCUGGAAAGAGUUAUAUCAUAGUGGCAUUUACCUGUACUGCUGGUGGGUGCACAGAAUCUGACCGAUUCGGACCGUUUCCAACACAACCUGAACCAGAGGAUGUACCCAUUGCCAUCAUAGCGGGAGCUGCAGCUGCUGUAGUUGUUUUUAUCAUUCUCGUCAUCAUUAUUGUCGUGAUAAAAAAGAAGAGGAACAGGAAUCAACCAAAGAAGAUGGAGGAGGAGGCUGAACCUGACUUCACUAACCCAGCAGGACUGGAGACUCCAUCAGUAGAAAGGAAAAAUAUCAAGAAACAACGACCUGUAAGAAUGAGAGAUUUUGAGGCUAAAAUUGAAGAGCUUCAUAAAGACAGUAAUCUUAGAUUUGCUCAUGAGUAUGAGGAACUAAAAACUCUGACAGACCCCAAAACAUUGAAAGGAGUUACCACUUUGUUGGCAGAAACUGAGGACAAUAAACUGAAAAACAGAUAUGUCAAUAUUCUUCCUUACGAUCAUACUAUUGUCAAAUUAUUACCAUUGGGAGAUGAUGAUGAAGAAGCAUCUACAUUCAUCAAUGCAAACUACAUACCUGGAUACAAAUCCCAGAGAGAGUACAUAGCCUCACAAGGACCUAUACCUAGUACUAUUGAUGAUUUCUGGAGAAUGGUUUGGGAACAGAGUGUAUCUAUUAUCGUCAUGUUGACAUUAGCUAAAGAGGAUGGCAGGAUAAAAUGUGAAACCUACUGGCCAACAGAACAAUCAGAAGCCAAACAGUAUGGAGAUAUUGUUGUGGACAUGCAAUCUUGUUCGACAAUCAAUACAUAUGAAUUCAGAAUAUUUAAACUGACUCUGGGUGACAAAUCCAGGACAUUAAAACAUUUCCAUUUCCUGAACUGGAAAGAUUUCUCAGCAAAUGUACAGAAUGAUGUCAUGGUUGACUUCAUCUCCAAUGUACGAAGUCAUGUGACCAUUCCAGAGAGUAGAGUUCCAAUGAUUGUACACUGCAGUGCUGGUGUUGGUAGGACAGGAACAUUCAUUGCCCUGGACCACAUGAUGCAGUUUAUUAAAGAUCAUGAUUUUAAUUCUACCAUUGACAUUUUUGAUUUUGUGGUUAAGAUGAGAAAAUGUCGAAUGUACAUGGUACAAACUGAGCAACAGUACAUCUUUAUCCAUGAUUGUAUCAAAGAUAUCCUAGAGAAGAAAAGACAGAAGGAAUUAGAGGAUGGAGAAGGUCUUGACGGUGAAGGUCUUUACGGCAAUGUUGGCAAUCCAAAUAAUCAGGAUAAUAUUUACAGCAACGAUGCUUUUGAACCUGAUCAAGAUCUUUACCAGAAUGUUGAUAUGGCACAACCAAAGACAGAGUUAUAACAUGUGAUCUCCACAGUAAUCCAAAAGAAUUGUGAUAUUGUUAUGUCUAUGCAAUUGUAGAAGUGACAUAGGUUGUAUUUUGUUCAGAAAUCUGUUACUAUGAUAACAAAAAAAUACUGUUUUGAUUUGCUUUAAAUAAUAAUUUUUUAAUUUUUUUACAUGUAUGUUUAACUUGUUUAACCUCAAAUUAUAAGUUGUAAUUUUAAAGGGGCACUAGCUGUCAAAUUCAUGUUCACCAAUUUGACUGAAAUUCUCAUAUUUGUUUUAUAACAAUGUAAAACAUUUAUCCAAAUUAUAAAAAGUCUAAAAUAAACAGUUUACAGGGCAUGGAUAAUAUGUAGCUUCGUUUUGUGUGUAUUUUAGUCUAGAUAUGUUAAUCGUCAUUUUUACCAGUAUAAGAAUGAUUUUUUUGAAGAUGGAAUCAGUCAAUCAAAUGAUUUACCUUUGUUUCACUUUCAAUGAUGACAUUUUUUUCCUUUGAAUAAUCAAACACACACACAAUUCAUGCGUUAUCCAUCUCUAGCUAAGGCGUUAAAUUAAAGUUCACACGAAUACAGAUUCAAUGAGGUUGAAUUAUUCACUUGCAAGUGAAUAAUUGAUCAUCAAUGUUUCUUACCUUAUUUUGACAAAAUUGGACCAUACUGGCUUCUAAAAGCGAAUUAUUAUUCCACUAUUUCAUUUUCAUUAAUGUUUGAACAAAAAAAAUCAUAUUUUAUAUUUUUUAUGUAUCUCGUAGCUAGUGCCCCUUUAACUUUAUAACAAUUUAAAUGUAGGCAAAAUUUUCAAAAGUUCUUAUCUACUGUUAUGAUUGAAAAACAGAUCUUGUGUCUUGCUUUAAGGAUGUUCGCUCCACUUGUUUUUGAAUUUAGGCAGAUAUUCGGAAUCCUUCGAUUUUAUCAAUGCAGUUCUAUUAGAAAUUUUGGCCACUAUUUCCUACUUUUCUUUUCAUAAUUUUAUUACAAAUAGUUAUAUUUGAAAUUCUUAUAAAAUCCUUUGUUUUUUUAUUCGUUGCUUUUGAAAGAAAAAAGUGGAAAUGUUAAAAUAUGAAAAAUCUAGAGAGAAUAAUUUCCCGCCAAAUUUUCAAUGGCUUAUAUCUCAAAUACAAGCUCACUGACCCUUCAUUUUUUCUGCUUUUCAAUAGUUACUUAAAAAGCUUGUUAAUUGGAAGCAGAGUAGCGGACAUCCUUAAAAGAUCUGACAACACUUAGUUCUACCCUCUGUUCCAAUUAUAGCAUCAGCCAAUGAGUUUUUUACUUUCAAAAUUUUGCGUCUGUCCACCAAAAGAAACCCAAAAGACUACAAUGACCUUAAAGGCAGACCUUUUUUUAUGGUUAAUCCAAACUUUUUUUUACCGGUUCAGCUACAUAUUUUGUUUAGUUUUGGGCCCCCUUUUCCUCUUUUCAAAAUCCCAGAUCCGCGUCCGAGUUGCUCACAUCCCCAAUGGAUAAAUGUCAAGUUGGUUAUCAUACCACAUCUCAUUAUUUUUGUAAUGAAUCGAUUUACCAAUUAUAUCAAUAUCUGAAACAUUCCGUCAACCUAAUCAAAAUUUACAUUUAUAUUCAUAUAGAUUAUAUAUAUUUACCCUAGAACUUAUAUAUUACAUUUGACUUUCCUUUUUUAAUGAUCAGCUGUUUAUUACAAACAACAUUGUUUAUUGUUAUUGUUAAUUGUAUAAAUGGUUUAUCAUGUUUAUUUAGAUGUCUAUGUGCUAACAUAUAUAUUUUUUAUAUAUAACUUAUCUGCAAAUUGUUUGUGUUUAUAUAUAUAUAUAUUUACAAAGAGAUAUAUCAUAAUUCUGAUCUUGUUACAUUCAAUAAUAGUGUUAUCAAUUUACAACUCCAUCAGCACAAGAUGAUAAAUUUGUUUUACAUAAUUAUCAAUUUUUAUUCACUUAUUCAAGUUUAAGGGCAGAUACUUAAUAUCAUGUGUUACUCACAUGCAUGCUCAAAUUACUCUAUGCAAAGGAUACUAGUUUUGUCAAUUUGUAAUUUAUUUUAAAUAACCUUUAUUGUGCCUAUUGUCCCUAGCACCUCAACUUUUUACAUGUUGUUUUUUUCCUGUACCAAGUCAUUUAGUUUAAGCAGAGAAAACAGUUUUAAAUUUUUUUAUGACACCAUUAAAAUUUAAACAAAUAGUUUUAUUGUUAUAGAGGGUUGCUAGUAUGAUUGAGGUGUACCUCACCAGAUUAAGGAACGACAAGAUUAGAAAUUAAAAAAGGAAUAUUUAAAUUAAUCCUAGGGAAGUGUUUUAUGACCUUGACUACCGAUGAUGGUCUUGAAAGGUCAGGAUUUGAAUUAAUUAUCUAUAAUCAAAAUUAUUACUACUUAACUUAAGGGCAUAUGAUACAGUAGAGAUCCCUCGUUUAUUUUUUCUUGAAAUUUUAGUAGAAGGUCAUUUUCGAUGUGUACUUUUGAAAUAUGCAAAGUAAAAUAUACCUUCAUGACUUACUUUUUGAGAUAAUUUGGUUCGAAAUUUGCAUAUUUGAAGGAAAAAUCCUGAAAUUUCAUAAAUAAGGACUUUUAAGGAAGGUACCAAUACUUUUGAACGAACAGUCAUAAUUUAACCAGGUUUUUUGUAAAAUGUUUCCUUGAUCCAUGGCAUCAGCAUGCUGUAACAAGUUAACGGUUUAAAUAAAUAAUUAUGUCCUUAAUUCUUUUAAUACAAGUGAAAUAAAGUAGUUGAAAGUAUUUUUGCAUCUAUACAGAAGUGCUGAAAAAAUUCUAUUGUUGAUUUUUUCUUAAAAUUUUGGCGGAGCGUUCUUGAAACAGAAUUUGAUCGAUUGCAAAAGAAAAAACUGGGGGUCCAUGUGCUUGUUUUUUCAAUAAAAGCAAUAAACCUUAAUUUGUAUUGGCAAACGGGACAUUUCCAAUAAGGCGCCAAACUAUGUUGAAUAAGUUUUAUUAGCAACAACGUCGUGAAAUCUUUUCUGCCGUUCACUACUACCUUGUCAAUUUCAGUCGUAGAGCCAAGGUGUUUUUUUUUUGGUGGAAGAAGACUUCAAGUCUUCUGAAAGCCUUUACUGCCGGCUGUAAAAUCAUUGAACCGUCACCAGUACGUAUGCCGUAUCCCUUUCUGUGCUUUACAAUUUCAUAACAACUUCCGUGCCAUAUCUUGACACCGAUGUUUACACAUGAUCUAAGCAUCUGCAUCAUUUAAUUUAUUAGUUAGGCUUGAAAAACGAUCACUAUCGUUAGUGUUAUAAUUUCUCAUGUUUUAAUGUAUUAAUAUCAACCCUUUUAUUUAUGUAAAUUAUUAGAUUUCAUCUCAUCUUACAUGAACGUUAUUUGUUUACUAGUAACCGGAUGUCUUUAAAGUAGAGUUUGUAGUACGCAUGCGUGAAUUUAGUAUCGGGUCGGUUCGCCCUGAUUACAUGUUCGACCUUGGUCCGUUCGCCCUGAGUUCGUCCCCAUAGAGUACGUUCACCCUGAGUUACUUCUCCUUACUUUUAUCGUGGAAGUAUUAUAUUGACUGCUUUUAUCAAGGACGUUUAAAAAAUAAUAAUAUUAUGGGUAUUAAAGUUUAAUAAACCUAUUUAGAUAUUUAUAUGGUAUAAAUUCUCGAAAUUCAUGAACACACAUGAAAAAAAAUUAAUUAAAAGUUGGUAGCUUGUUUUGAAGCAUUAAUAGGCCCUGAUAAUAAUUUUCACUGAUUGUUGUAAUAAUUGUCUUUGGUAGAUUAAUAAUUGGAAUUAUCGGAAUAAAACAACUGGAUUAUUCGGGUUAAUUUAAACCACAUUGGUUACGUAUCUGCGCAUGUGCACAAAUGGGAAAUUUAAUUGUGCAUCUGAAAGUUUCAAAAUAAUGAUAAAAAGAAUUGUCAUAUAUUUAUACAAUCCAUCUUGAGUUGAGGCCAAGUAUAUACGUGAAGAGUACGACUUCAAAUCAAUGAUGCUUGAAAAAAUACACGGAUUUAAUUGUUCCGUCUGCGUUCAGAUCUUUAAUGCAAUCAAUUAAGUCAUAUUCCAGUUUUAGACAACAUGUGUUUUUUAAAAACGAAAGUUAGAAUAUCUAAGUAUGUUAUUGCGAUAAUAAAGAGUCAAGCGCACACGUGAAUCUGCUGGUGUUUUACACAUCAAACGAUGCACCGUCUGUUGACAGAAAUAUCAAUGUACAAACUAAUGUCUGUUGACGGAUUCCAUUUUGAAAGUACGGCGUAGUUUUCAUGUCGGUCAUAGUCGGAAUGUCCCCAAUGAUUGCCUUUAUUGCCUUAAUACGUUUGAAAGUUUUAGAAGUGGUAAAAAACGGGAUUUAACAACUGAAUAGUCCAGCUCUUUGCCGUUAUUCGUCAUUAAGGUACACACAAAAAUGACACAUUAUCGAGGCUCGAGUACGGAACCAGUAAUUCGUUGCAGUCAAAGUUUUAUUUUCAUGAAAAAUUUAUAAUUGCUUGGCGAAAUUGCUUGCAUCAAGUUGACCAUGCUGAGACGAAUGUAUGGAAUUUAGGUAUAGAAAAUUAAAUUUGAAUCAACAGUAUUUGCAGAUCUUUAUGUUAAGUAUAGUGAGUUUUGGUUGAGUUAUGAGUAUUAUUAUUUUUGGAAGAAAAAAAUACGUAGAAAGCAAUAAUGGGACAAAGCAGGCUGGGUUGGUGUGGGCUGCUUUUAUGGUAAUUCAAGUUACUUUUUAUGCAUCUUCUUCCACCUCAGAGCAAUGAGCUCUUUGAUUUAAACCAAUGGUAUUAAUCAUGAAAAUUAAUAAAGCUGGCUCCUCGUAAAAUAGCAUCAUAUUUGCCAAACCUUUAUAACUGAGUCAUUUUAAACGACAAUUCUUCUUCAUACACUUAUAUAUUCCACGGGUUAAAUUCUAAAAAUGCUGUUAAACUCUUUGAUGUACCUUUUCAAAGUCAGGAACAGUAAGAUGCGCUGUCAUUAUUUAUUACGUUUUUUUGUCAUUUGGUUGAUAGUCUCUGUUAAAUUUAUCCGUGCAAUUCUCAUUACGAUUUAGAGUUAGCCAAAUGGUGAAGUUACUAUAUAAAUAACUUAUGUUUUUUUUUAUGUGUAGUUGGGUUUCUCUCUCAUCGACUUCUUAUGUUUUUCAUAUCUCUUAUUCAUUUCCUAUAUGAAAUAACAGACAUGCAAAAUUAAGAAUGUGGAUUCGAUUUUUUUCCCAUUCGAGGUUAAUAUUGUUGACUUCCUUAUUAAUGAAUAAAUAUAACAAUUCUCGUAAUUUGGCCGAUUUUCAUUGCAGGUACUUUUUUUCAAAUUCGUGCAAUCGGGAUUAUGACGUCAGUGGAUUUCCACAAAUGCGACUACAUCUAAAGCAACUUCGCAAAAUGUAAUCGUUCUUAUUAGAAACAUCGCGAAAUUACAACGUUCUGAUUAACAACGUCGCGAAAACAACACGAAAAGUUUUGAACACGUUAUUAUCUGCCCCUGCUACUGUAUCGUAUGCCCUUAACACCUUAUAUUUCUAUGAAAUAAGACUAAAUUAGAAAUUCCUUGGUAUUACUCAAGGCAUUAUUUUGUUAGAAUAAGGUUUUUGCCAAUAAUAAUAAUAAUAAGUUCCUGGGUAUUACUCAAGACAUUAUUUUGUUAAAAUAAGUUUUUUGCCAAUUAAAACAAUAAUUAUAAUAAAUUCUUUAUUUAAAGUGGGUAAACACAGUUAAUUACAGGGAAAAAAAAUGGCGCUUAGAAACAUACUUUUGGAUUUAUUUGUUUCUUGCAGGUAUCAUUUUGUAAAAUUGCAAAAACUCCUCCUUUACAGGCAUCAUUUUACAUUUAUGGGUGGAAACCAAGUGGAUAAUGCAUGUUUGAAGUGCAUAUAUGGUUUGCUCAUAUAGCCUAAGACAACACAAAAGUGACUUUUGCUUCAAAAAAAUCUCAUAAUACCUAUGAUGCUUUGAUUGUUUCAUUCAAGCAUUAAAUGCCCUUUUUUAGAUCAUGUAAAAUACAGAAGUUCUUAAAGGAGUAUCCUGAAAUCCAUUAAACAUGCACAACAUUCCUGAUCAUUUAUCAAGUAGCAGGUUUUUUUUUCUGUUAAGGACAUACUUGUGUGAUAUUUAGAUAAAGUUGAAAAGGUCCCAUAGAUUACAUUUUCUGUCUCAAGCAAGAAAUACUUUCCCAAUCAGCUUAAAGUGCUUCUUGUUAUAGUAUUAUAAGGUUACUAUUUUUGCCUUUAACUGACUUUUCUUGGUAAAGAUUUUUCCAUUUGCUUUCAGUAUACUUAUACUCGUAUGAAAUUUUCAUUUACUUCAUGGUACUUAGUUUCAAGUCCUCGUAAAAACUCCAAUUUCAUGGGAACCUACUGCAACCAAAAUUAUCUUAUUUGAUAAAUUAUAUGAUAGCAUAAUCAUUUUUGUUAUAAAUAAGAGUUUUUCUCUACAAAUAAUUAGUUAUUUUAAUUGGAUUUAAUUCUUUAAAAUAUUCAUAAUUAUCACAUUAAAAGAAUUUCUUAAAUCAAAAUUUAUUUAAUUUGAAAUGUUUAUUUAGAUGAAUUUAUAGUGUCUGGCUGAUGUCUUGUUUGCACUUACUAACUUUUCAUUGAUUGUUUAUAUUUAAUGAAUGAAAUUAUUUACCGAAUUUUUUUUUAUCAUACUUCUUUCAGUUGCAUUAAUUUUUGUACGAGUCUUUUUGUUGAAAAAGUUUAUAGACACAUAAAGAUUUUACAUUUUAAUUGUUUAUCAUGAGCUAUUAAUUUACUUAUGCAAUUAGUAUUUACAUGAUUAUAUAUUCACUAAAUCGUAUAUUUUUGUAAAUCAGUAAUAAAAUUUGUUUACAAA
This is a messenger RNA of Mytilus californianus (California mussel), 11051 nucleotides long. Its product is annotated as tyrosine-protein phosphatase 10D-like. The coding region runs from base 492 to 4337 and encodes 1281 amino acids. The transcript has 31 exons. Gene Ontology annotation, molecular function: protein binding; protein tyrosine phosphatase activity. Gene Ontology annotation, biological process: protein dephosphorylation. The record is from RefSeq and is a predicted model, not a curated record. Lineage: Eukaryota; Metazoa; Mollusca; Bivalvia; Mytilida; Mytilidae.